ACAUUAAGUCACAUUUUUUUAAAUCGUUAAUAAUCAGAUUUUUUUUCAAUUAAAUAAUCCAUAUUAAAUAAAACAUGAUAAGUCGAUUUAGGAGGCUUUUGUGAACUUUUGAAAAAAAAAUCUAAAAAAAAAAAAAGCAAAUAUAACAAUAUAUAUCAAACUAUAAAAAUACCAAAUGCUUUUAUUAUGUAUUUUUAUUUUAAUCAACGUAGAGACUACAAUAAUAUCGUGUCGAUCAGAAGUUUGACAAAAAAUAUCCCUGCUCCUCCUUCCUGUUACCGUAUCACCCAGAGCACCUGCGCACACGAAUUGAAAGAAGCGACAGAAAAGCCUCAGCGUCCGGAGCAGAUCGAUAAGCCGCACGCAAAUGAAGGGAUGUCACUGUCUGCAGGACGCCUCGACUCGACCUCUUCUGUCUCCUCCAUCUCUCUGGUGGAGAUCAAGACUGAGACUCGUCUGGUCCUCCAAGCUUUCCUCCAUCAGACUCUUUCCACCCCCCUGACAGAGAGGCCUGGCAGGGUAGGGGGAGGGUACAAAGAUAGCAGCAAGUACAGCACCAAGCCACAACCAAAGUCAAAGGAUGGCGCCGCUGCUCAGGCCAAGGACGACAGUUCGGGCGAUGAGAAGAAGACUGGAUUUAAGAGCUUAAUUAAGAAGCUGCCACGACGCAACACUUCGCACCGUCAUGCCAAAAACUCCAAAGGCUCAUUGGAAAGAAACAGCAAGGGAAAAAUUGUACAGUACAGAAGCCAAACUGAUGAUGACAUCACAUCAUCAUCGUCUUCUGAUGAAGAUGAGGACGGUGGAAAGAAAUCCUCAAAGAAGAUUAACCGAAAGAAAGUUGUUAAAAAGCUGUCCAAGUUCUUCAAGAAGAAGAGCAGUGAGAAGCAGAAGAACGGACCGUCUGCCCAGAGGCCUGAGACGCUGGCUUGGGGCGACCACAAUCAACAGCCAGACACCAAUUCUCCCAAUAAUCCACCCGAGUUCUACACUGAUGUAGCAGAGAAACUGGAAAGGAUUGCCAGAAGGACCUCCAGUGUAAAGAAACCAAAGAUCACAGUCCAGCCUCCGACAGUAGAUGAUGACACAGUGGUGCAGCAGCUUGUUCAGUUGCUCUCCAUGGAGGGAGAUGCUAUCAACGCUAAGAUCCAGUCAGACCCCGCCCUGUGCGCCAACUUAAACCGUCUUUCCUAUGGCUCCUUUGCCCAAAUUCUGGACUUUUUCGGCAGCUCUAGUCAGUUAUCAGUGACCCCACCUCAGCCAGUACCAGACAGUCCAACGCUGCAGCGCAUGGUGGUCACCAUGGAGGUGUCGCGGCGGAUCGUGACAGCCACGGGCCGCAUGCAAGGCUUCGCAGAGCGCUACAUGGAAAACUUUUACCCGUAUAUCAAACAACAAGGAGGCUGGGAACACAUGGUAGAUUUGGAGGAUUCUGUGGAGUACGACUGAGACCCAGGUGUAUUUUUGUCCCCAACUGAACAAUCGUGACGUGUAAGUGAAGAGGAACGGAUGGAGCUUACAUUGCGUUCACACGGUGCCACAUCCGGACUUACGAAUAAACCCUCAAAGGGCCUUUAGUUUCUGCUCAACUGGAAUCAAGGCAUGAGAAAGAACUUACACCAGUGGAGUUUUGGUUUACACGGCCAGAAGCUAGAUUUAAGUUAAGAGAAUCACAUGCGUUUUCAGUGUUGGACCAGUUCAGAUUUAGAUCUCUAUUAGGGUCUUUCAAACUAAAAUUUAAGUUAAUCAAUUACACUUAAAUGUAGUGAUAAUCUUUUCUGUCUUGGGAAGAUAGAAGAGAUUUUUAUUGCAGGCAUGCACACACAGGCCUGCUUUCUUAUGGGAUGUUGCACAAAAAACACCUCCUGUUCCACCUAUGUAGCAUUAACACUAAUCAUGGUCCUCGUACGGACUGAAAUGGGUGAUCUGAUCACAAGUGGGCAGCUAUAAGUUUUGGUGCGAACGCAGCCAAGACGCACCGAGAUCAGAUAGGACAGACCACGUUUGGAGGUGGGCUAUGAGCUAUUAACUACAGUCUUUUUGCAAUGUGACAUCCUCUGCAUGAAAAAGAGCUUCCUUCAUUCAUUUUGCAUGGCAAUUUUAACUUUUAAAAUGUGGGAGUAUGAUCUGUAACCAAAUGGUGGCUCAUACCCUGAGUACUUGACUGACAGAAAAGGCAUAAGCACUCUUUGGUGUUAUUUAUAUGUAGAGACAAAGAGACAGAUUUUGAUAUGGUCUUGUAGCUGUUAGCAAACUGAACUUAUGGAUAAAUCCAAUUAGGAAUACGUCAACAGAUGAAAUCAUUGAAUAUGAGUACACUACGUGUUCAUGCUGAUAUUUAAAGUAGGCAUCUGGAUGUAAGGAGGCCAGUACGCAGCUGUAUAAGUGGCAAUAUUCUACUGGACCCCAACUUACAAUAACUCACCUGAAUAAGAUACUUUGAUUAGUGGCCAAAUGUCCUCAACCAGUCCAGUCGCUCUUGUUUCAGCUUUGUUUUUAUAUGUACACGCAAAAUGCAUUGUGGGAUACCUGGCACGUCCCAGGUCCACAGAAGUUACCUCACCGUGUGUCAUCGGGCAGGGCAACAACACUUUAUGGGAUGUUUAAUUUCAACUGGAACAGUACAUGACCGGAGUCUGAUAAUGUUUUCCAAGAACAGAUAGUGAUAUAGCCCGUAAAUGUGAUAUUUCUCACGUAAGCUUUAACUUUCUGUUGCCAGUAGAUGGGGCUAUUUCCAUGAGUCUGCGCUGAGUGAACUCUUAUCAAACAUCUGAGGAAGAUCUGGAGAGGAGAGAGAACAGUAGUUUGUAUUAUCAUGACAAAACAUGUGCCUACUCUUAAACCCUCAGAUUUAGCUUCAUAGUAAAAAGCUUUAGUGUUGUAUUUCAUUUAUUUAUAAAGCCCUAAAUGGCAACUUUUUUAAAAAAUAUAUAUAUAUAUUAUUUUUUUUUUAACUGGCCCACUAAUAAGCAUACGAACACAUACUUUCUGAUCUACAGUAUUUGGGGAUUUUCUAUAAUGGCCACUCUCAUUUAGAAACUGUUUGUUUAAAAAAAAUCUCUGAAAUCUGAAAAGCCCCAUUUAGUCGGCAUCAGAUAAGUCACUCUCCUCUCCUUUUUACUUUCAACACUCCUACUGGGCAUUACAAAUAUCCUGUUGUGUUGUAGGGAGAAACGACCUCCUUCAGCCAGCUCAUGAUAAUAAUCAGAUGAAGAUGAAUUGUGAUGUUGUAUGUAUGGUCAUUUAAUACUUUGUGUAGUCAUUUUUACAUUUCACAAUUCUGAGCCAACCAUAGAAGAAGAACUAAACACAGCUUUUAUUGUGAAAUCUUUGCAGGCAAAAAACAGGCAGACGGGAUUAAAGGAAAGUGUAUCGUUUAAUCAUUGCAGUGUGAAUCAUGCCAGGUUAAUUUGUGAGAAAUUAACAUGUUUAUUUAUUUAAAAACAAAGUGCAUUGCAUCAGAUUUCAGUAUUAAAAGUUGUCAAAAGUUUGAAGAGCACGCCAACUGUACAAAAUGUUUUUGUAUGCUGAACUUAAAAGACUCCAAAAUGUUUUGUAUGCUUGUGUAUUAAAAUGUUUUGUCCUUA
This is a messenger RNA of Mugil cephalus (flathead mullet), 3587 nucleotides long. RefSeq names its product BCL2 like 12 (gene bcl2l12). Bases 187 to 1449 code for a protein of 420 amino acids. The record is from RefSeq and is a predicted model, not a curated record. Gene Ontology annotation, biological process: regulation of apoptotic process. The transcript has 8 exons. NCBI's taxonomy places the organism in Eukaryota, Metazoa, Chordata, Actinopteri, Mugiliformes, Mugilidae.